AUGGGAGGAGCACCUUCUCGUGAGUCCACCACACUCUAUUCCUACUUUAGAGGGACAUAUGAAAUUGGCCUUAUUCCUCUCACGAAGAAAUUCUUUGGUCGUCCAAACAACAACAACAACAGCAACAGCAGCAGCACAGAUGACCCCACUGCUCUCUCCUCCACAGAAGCGGCUCAGAGGGCCAGUACCAUGGAGCUUCGACGCCAGUUUGUGCAUAUGCGAAGUGAUCCUGCGAUUGCCUACGCGAAUGCGCGUGAGACGGUGAUUGCGUCUUGGCCCGAACUGAUGUCGAACACCUUCACAGAAGAGGACUUGGAUGUUUUCUUGGAAAAGGUGGAGGAGGGACUGUACGCAACGGAUGCGGAAAUGGUGGCGGACAGCCAACGUGCACUUGUGCCGGUACCGUGUGCUCUGUGUCUGGCCUGCAAGGAUGGACAAGAACGAUCGGGUUCUUUUAUGUGGAAUGGACGUAAUAUUGUAGUGAUUGGGUAUUUUGGCUGUAUGGAGGAAGAUACUCGAAAUAUUUUCAGGGUUUCAAAGGGACACAUCAGCAACUUUUCCCCAAAAGUACCAAAUCCAUCCACCGCUAGCAGUGGAGGUAGUGAGAAGACAAACCCAAUGGAUUUAGAUACAGAACCGGUAACACUUUUUCUAAGUGCGGCGGUAUUGGCCUCUGCGGGUGAUCGCACACUUGAGCGGGUUCUUCUUCUUGCGGCGGUGAUGCUUCGCAAUCAGUACUUGGAUGCGGUCUCACGUGUAUGUUAUCAACGUGAGGGAAAUCCAUUUGGAUUAAAUCAUUCAAUGGAAACAGGCGGAGGUGGGGAGAGUGGUGGAUUUACCUUCUCUCGGCAGAUAUCUUUAUCCGAUUACACAUUCUGUAAUAAUCAGCCUUCUGCCUUUAAAGCCAGAGAGGAGGCAUUGGAAGUAUUGAGGAAACGACUGAGUCAUCUUAUUGUAUAUAUUGAAGCCGCAUUAGAUAACUACUCUUCCUUAAAAUCCUUAACAGAGAAUGUGGCAUUCCUACAGUGCCAGACAUGUCUGGAUCCCCCAAUGUGUUCAUUGCAAUUACCAGAAAUUGUUUUUAAGGAAUUAGAACCUGAAGCAUUAGAUGAGAUGGGCAAUAAGAGUAAGGAUGGGGAUGAACAUCAUAACGAAAUGAAUGUAAUCCAAACAGAAAUUGGGGAAAAAGAUGAUGAGAGCAGUGAUGAUAGCGUAAAGGAAGAGGGUAUUACAACAACAGCUACCAUUGACACAACACAAAAAGAGAAAAAGGAACAUGAUAACAAUAAUAAUAAUAAUGAUGAUGAUAAUGAUGAUAAAACUGGAGGUAAUGUAAAGAAGGAGGUCAUACCAAAAUUUGUAAGUGAAGAAGAAAAAGUAAAACAACAAGAAAAAGAAAAAGAAAAACGAGAAAGACUUCAAAAUUGGCGAAAUACAAUGGAUGGAAAUGCUCCAGUUGAGUUAAUUCGUCUUCGUUGUGAACCAUCUUAUGUGGUGCCGGCUUUUUUCUGGGCUGCGGGUCUCUUCACAACACCCUCAAUACUUGCGACGGGUGGUUGGAUUCAAUACAAACUUAAGGAUGAAAGUGAAGAUCUCCGUCAGACACUUCACAGUAAAGACUCUAUUGUAGCUAAAUGGCGAGAGGAAUGUAAAGAUAUUUCCAGUCGAUAUAUGGGAAAAUAUACAGAUGUAUUAUUACGUCAUGUACGCAGAUUACAGAAUGAGGUGGAAAGAGCCCGUACUAUUCCUUUACAAGAUUGGUCAAAAGAGAAUUUAAUACAAACAAGAGAAGGUAGAACCUGCGCUUUACAUCACACAACUAUUGGUACAAUGCUUGUUGGUAUUCGUAAUCGCCGUGAAGGAGAUGUGGUACGAAAACAAGAGCGAAGAAAACACAGCUGUCGAGACAUAAAUGAACGACUGGGAAAUGCCGAUUCCUCAUCACAUGGUAUGAGUUCUUCUCUUGGGGUUCGAUCUCGUCUUUCUAUUGGGAUAGUGGGCCAACCCAGUACUCCACUGGGAAAGAGUGGCACGGCUACUUCUAGUACCGCCUCUACUCUGCAUGAGGGGAAUGUGGCCAACAUGACGGCAUUUCCUCCUUUGCAUGGAAUGAGUCGAAUGCCACCAGCGCCGAUGUAUACACAAGCCCCUGCGGGGUUUCCCGGACCAUUUCAGUUUAUUUCACCUAUUCAGGCGGCUUCUGGACUUCCCAUGGGAACUAACUUUAUUCCAACACCAAUGAUGAUGACAUGUUAUGCAAACCCAGGCGUAGAGACUACAGGGAUGGAACGUAAAGUACAACAGGAACCAUCACCCUCCAUGAAAACAACAACGACAACAACAACAGCCUUACAGGGAUCCCCUCCUGUUUAUCAACAACAACAGCAGCAUCCACAACAACAACAACAACAACAGCAGCAACAGCAACAACAACAACAAUUCUUAUCAUCUGGUUUUACUCUGGAGGCGACGGGUGAUUUGGCAGGAGCUUUUGUUAGUGGUAUUGGUAUGAAUGUGGGUCGUGGAGGUGAUGGUAGUGGUGUUCCCAGCGGUCCGUUUGUUUCUUCUCAACUUCCACUCCCAUCCAACACGAGUCUACAAGCCCCAUCCUACACAUAUUCCUUUAUUAAUCCCAUCGCCGCUCCUCCUGCGGGGAACUUUCUCACAUCUGCAGUACCCGGCGUCCAACCACAGCAGCAAUUGAUGAUGCUCCAACAAGGGCCUGGUGGAAUGCAAAUGUUAGUGCCUAUUGGAACUGCACAAACCCAACAACAUUAUUCUCUUCCACCACCCCCACCGCCUCCACCACAACAUCAACAACAACAACCACAUCCUUCUCCUUUUCUACCUCCUUAUGCUGCUUUUCCUCAAGGAGCUGCGGGUAAUGCUCCUGUUAUGUUGGCCCCAUCUUCAUCGGUGGGUUCACUUCCGCCGUGGAAUACCGCACAGCCGAAUACAGGCGCCGUUGCUGUCCCUGGAACUGGGGGACUCCAAAAUGUCAUGUAUUACCUUCCUACACAGUAG
Messenger RNA from Trypanosoma theileri, 3024 nucleotides. RefSeq lists its product as uncharacterized. The record is from RefSeq and is a predicted model, not a curated record. Bases 1 to 3024 code for a protein of 1007 amino acids. Lineage: Eukaryota; Euglenozoa; Kinetoplastea; Trypanosomatida; Trypanosomatidae. The transcript has a single exon.